Cuscuta epithymum is the source of this 1241-nucleotide messenger RNA. The record is from the annotation of a GenBank genome assembly. NCBI's taxonomy places the organism in Eukaryota, Viridiplantae, Streptophyta, Magnoliopsida, Solanales, Convolvulaceae.
UUGUACUAGACCCACUCUGUAAAGGUUCAGGGUCUUGGUUUAUAAUAUAAAAUGAACUAACUGUUCCAUGUACAACAUACUCCGUAGCAGAUAUUUUGUUUGAAGUUUAAUGUUGGAGUUGGAGACGUUGGAAAUUGGAGUGAGCAAUGAUAUGUAAUUUUGAAUAAGUUUGGCGCCAAGUGGAACUAUCUGGAAGCAGCGCAACAACCAUGCCUUUAAAUAAGAGCACUAGAAAUUGUGCUCUGAACUUCUGAACUUAAAUUGUGCUCUGAACUUCUGAACUUGGAGAAAUGGGCGGGGCUAUAAUUCUCACAACAUCAUUUUCUCUGGUCGGAGGGCUCUUUCACCUAUGGAGCACCAAGCAUUUCACCUUUUCAAUGCUAAUUAUGUCCCUUUGGUGUGCUACAGGAGUGAUGAGUAUUGUGGUGGAUGGGAUGACAGCUGAUAGAUGGACCUAUUUUGUGGCAGUCACCAUCCACAAUCUAUUCAACUUUGGAGGCUUAAUUAUGUGGAAGUACAUGAAGUCAAUGACGGACAUGAGAGUAUACAAGAAGGAAAUUGAGAUUUGGAUUACAAUGGCGUUGCUCAGUGUUGCCGAGAUGUUGUAUUUGAUGUACCAGACCUCUUGCAUAUCACUUGACUCUCCCCGCGCAUGGUAUGAUGAAUUCGCUAAGUACGACAAGCUGUAUACGGUUGCAAUUGGCAUCGUAACAAUCUAUGAACAAUGGAUUACUAAAUACAUUGAGUUUAGAGCCAAUAAGAGAAUGAGUAGCUCCCACCGUGCGCUCCUAAACACUUUUACUCACCUCGUUCAUCAAUCUCUUGUGGGAGGUCCUGCGGCUGCCGAUGAUCUCAGACACCAAUUCUAUAAAUUCAUUAAGGAUGCUGAACUGAUUUUGGGGAUUCCGCCGGAGAUGGGCAUGCUGAAGAAGGGGAGUUGGGCCUCAGUGUAGGGGUAGGGGUAGUCCACUGUUAAUCAAUACUUGUAUGGUGUUUCAGUAAGCUUGUGUCUCUGUUGAUUGUCGAUAAAAAAAAAUACUGAUUAAACGAAUGAAGCUUGUGUCUCUGUUCUCUACUCUCUAGGGGUAGGGGUAGUCCUCUGUUAAACAAUACUUGUAUGGUGUUUCAGUAAGCUUGUAUCUCUGUGGUGUUUCAAUUCGAAUGAAGCUUGUGUUUAAACGAAUGAAGCUUGUGUUCUCAAAGUUAUGGGCAUUUUAGUAAAUUCAAAAAUCCAUAUAAAU